Paramecium primaurelia is the source of this 556-nucleotide messenger RNA. Lineage: Eukaryota; Ciliophora; Oligohymenophorea; Peniculida; Parameciidae. The record is from the annotation of a GenBank genome assembly.
AUGCCAGAAUAUUUUUAUUCAACAUAAAUUAAGUCUCUCUACCGAUAAUUGAAUUCUUAUGGAUUUAAGAUGAGAAGUUUAGAAAUGAACUAAAAAAUGUUUUCACAUAAGUGGUUUAUCAAAGGAAAUAUGUAUUCAAUAUCUUGUAUUUUAAAGAUCUUCACUUUAUAAAAUAGAGAGAUAAAAAAGUCGAAGUAAUGCUUAUUUAGAUAAAGACAAGGAUUAUUCUAUUGUUUUAAUGAGAGAAGAAAUGAAAUAGUUAAAAGAAGAAUUAGAAACCUUAUAAAUUCAAUAAAAUUCUAUAUUAAAAUAAAUUCGAAUUCAUUCUAUAAUAUAAACUUACAUUUGUAAAAACAUCAAAAAGAUUUGUGAAGAAUAAAAGAAAUUUAAUUUAGAAAGAGAAUAGGAAAGAAAGCUUGUUAUGUAUUUCACAUCAAUGUUUGAAAUAUUUAAAGGUUUUCAAUUUGAAAUAGCUUCUAAAAUAAUUCUAGAAUUAUAAGAUAUUGGAGGACCCUUAACUCCUUCAUUUUCUCCAAUGAUAUUUCCAUAUAAAUGA